Molecule: messenger RNA, 4711 nt
Organism: Mugil cephalus (flathead mullet)
Lineage: Eukaryota; Metazoa; Chordata; Actinopteri; Mugiliformes; Mugilidae
Gene: plb1
Product: phospholipase B1
Exons: 43
Coding region: 669-3968 (1099 amino acids)
Biological process (GO): phospholipid metabolic process
Cellular component (GO): brush border membrane
Molecular function (GO): retinyl-palmitate esterase activity; A2-type glycerophospholipase activity; phosphatidylcholine lysophospholipase A1 activity
Source: RefSeq, a predicted model, not a curated record
ACAUUGAACGGUCCUUCACUGCAUCAUGCUCUCUUGCUGCGUGAGUUCAUCGUCUCACUUGAUAUAUCAGAGUAAUUGAUCGCAUUUUAUUUUUCGUUUUUAUUACCAGUGUAUAAAUUAUCAUCAGUAUAUGAUGUGGCUUUGAUGGGGGAACCGUGUGUCCUUCAGCUAUUACAAGUAUAAAGAUUUAUUGAUGAUUUGGUAUCGUGUGAUGUGAAAUAAUAUCUUGCUGGCCUUCAUAAUUUGUCAGUUUGCCAGACAAUAUGAUAGUCUUUUGAUUCAAAGUAUUUUAUCUUGGUGACAAGAUACCCACUGACAGCAGUAGAGAUAGGGAGGGGGCCUAGAGUGACUAGUCACUGGUUAAUUGCUAUUCAGGUAUAUUGAUAAGAGGGAGCUAUAAAGGAGACAAAAAAGGGAUUACUCUGAUAAAUGUUUCACAUCUUUUUGUUUCACACAAGAACUUGUCCCUCUUCCUCCUCCACUUCUUUCCUGUUCUAAUACAUUGCCCUCUGGGGAGUCUCUGCCUUCUCCACACCCUCCACAGGUACAGUGUACUUUUACAGUCUGGGAAAACUGACCGUCAUUCUUUCUCUGAGGCUGAGGGGGGAAACAAGGAGAGAAUCACACAAAUCCCCCAGUGUGGAAGGCUCUGAAUAUCCUGCCACAUCAUGACCAGAUCUGCGCUCCUGAUUCUGGCGGUCCUUGUUGGAUCCUACGCUACAAUUACAGAAGCAGCUGGAGAAAAUAAACUUUCAGCAGAAAGAUCUGAGCAGGCUGACAGGUACAUGCCGAUGCUCUGCUCACCAAUACCUCCUCCCUUGUCUCCAUCCACUUCAGUUCAUGCUCUCCGACCUGCUGAUAUUUCAUCUGUUUACACACUGGGAGUGCCCGCUUCACAGAGGGAUGAAGCAUCCAGAGUUGUCAGAAGACUAACGGAGCUGCUGUCCAUGUUUAAUCCUGAAGUGAUAAACUCAGACCAACAAGUAGACCGAGAUUCACUGCAGACAAGGAGCCUAACAAAGGAAGCUGAGGAGCUGUCUCUCUCUCUGUCACAUCAGGUGACAGACUGGAAGCUGGUGCUGCUCUUCAUCCCUGCAGAUUUCACGUGUGCCUGCUCACCACAUGCCGCUGCAGAUGUCAAAGCCGCACUGCAGGAAGUGGAAGCGUCUCUGCAGAUAUUGCAGAAACGGCUGCAUCGCACUUUAGUUCAUGUUGUGGUCUGGAGCGGAGAUUCUCAGCAGGAUGCGAGCUGUGAGUGUAAGGAAUUCAUAAACCAAGGACUGUACAAAGCAUAUUUCCUGAAAGCACUUCAGGACUCCCUAAGUCAGGUCUUGCAUGAACCGAAGUGGCGCAGCGGAGGUGUAGAAUUCACCGUUGUGCUGCAGUCCACCCCAGCCAUCCUUGAUCCCAGCUCAGAUUCUGUUGACGCAUUGUCUGACCUUAACCGACUAGCUGUUCAGCUAUGGACAAACCUGCUGCAGCCAUCAACAGAGCAGUCCAAAGUCAAUGGCGCCAUCACGAUUCCUUGCCCUACCAAGGAGCACCCUUUCCUGCGGACACAGAUAAAUUCCCCCGCUGAAAGGGAGGAGGAAUCUCAUAGCAAAGCCUCUGCACUAGCAGAUUCUUUGAUGGGCACGGAGAUACCAUGCCUGGACCGUACUCCAUCUCCUGUCGUACCCACCUCAGUUCAUAAGGUCAGACCUGGAGACAUCAAGGUGGUGGCAGCUGUAGGCGACUCUCUGACAGCAGCCAAUGGCGUGGGUGCAAAGGUGGACAACCUUCUUCUAGUGAUGAAUCAGUACAGAGGACUGUCGUGGAGCAUUGGCGGUGAUCAAAACAUAACCACCGUGACCACUCUACCAAACAUCCUGAAGGAAUUUAACCCCAAUGUAACCGGAUUCUCCACGGGAGUCGGUGACCAGAACUCACCUAAAGCUUUUCUCAAUCAGGCUGUUGCAGGAGCAAAGAGCGGGGAUAUGCCGCAACAGGUGCGCAUCCUUGUGGACAAAAUGAAAGCAGACCCGAGAAUCGAUUUUCAGAACGACUGGAAAGUGAUCACCCUGUUCAUUGGCGGCAAUGACAUGUGUGACUUCUGCACAAACACCUUGUUUUUCUCACCCAGAAAUGUGGUCGGUCGUAUCCGUCAAGCUCUGGACAUACUCCACAAAGAGGUUCCUCGGGCUAUUGUCAAUCUGGUUGAGCUGUUAAACAUCGUACCGCUGCGUGAUCUGCACAACGAUAAAACCCUGAAGUGUCCCACCUGGUUUGUGAGUUUGAUUUGCCCCUGCGUACUGAAGCCCACUGAGGGAUCGUCUGAACUCGGCAAGGUCGAAACCUUCAACAGGGGUUAUCAGCGUGCCAUGAGACAACUUAUCGACUCGGGAAUUUAUGACACGCACGACAACUUCACCGUGGUGCUGCAGCCUUUCUUCCGAGAGGUUUUCCUUCCCAGGUUGGAGGAUGGCCGGCCUGACCGCUCGUACUUUUCACCCGACUGUUUCCAUCUCAGCCAGAAGGCUCACACUCUCAUGGCCCGUGCUCUCUGGAACAACAUGUUAGAGCCGGUCGGAGACAAGACUUUUACACAAGACUUCACAAUGGGCAUUGAUUUGAAGUGUCCGACUAUGGCCAACCCAUUCUUUAGGACUGCUGUCAAUAGCGACUACACCUUUCCAGGCCCUCCACCCAGUCCUCCACCAAUUACAAACUGGGGCAGCGACUUUACCUGUGCUAACACGGCUCCGUCCAGCUCCAUCCCCACUUCAGUUCACAGGCUACGGCCGGCAGACAUCAAGGUGGUGGCCGCCCUAGGAGACUCUAUUACGGCUAGCUUUGGUGCUAAGGCAACGAAUCUGAUACAGCUACCAACUGAGUACAGAGGGGUGUCAUGGAGCAUCGGAGGCGAUGAAACACUCGAGACUGUCACAACUUUGCCCAAUAUCCUUAGGAAGUUUAAUCCCAACAUCAAAGGAAUGUCAAAAGGGGAAGGGAAAAGUCAGACUGGCUUCAACGUGGCUGUAUCGGGGGCUAAAGUAGCAGGAAUCCCAGAGCAGGUGCACCACCUGAUUGAAACCAUGAAAAAUGACACCACGGUGGAUUUUCAGAAUGACUGGAAACUUGUGACCCUCUUCAUUGGAGGCAAUGACCUGUGUCAGUACUGCAACGACCGGGCCGCUUUGUCACCGAAGAACUACAGCUAUCAUAUGAUGAGAAGCUUGGACAUCCUGUAUAAAGAGGUUCCCCGGACAAUUGUCAACGUCCUGGGCAUCUUGGAAAUUGAAGGCCUUCGCAGGAUCAAGAGGGACAGUCUUGGGUGCACUGUGCUCCAAGAGAACGUGUGCCCAUGCUUCCUGUUACCAGGAGAGGAUUCCCCAGAGCUGUCUGAAAUAAAACGCAUCAAUCGGGAGCUACAGAUUGAGACUGAGGAGCUGGUGUACGGAGGCCGCUACGACGGCAGAGAGGACUUUGCUGUGGUCCUCCAGCCUUUUUUUAAAAACACAGUUGUUCCUUUGAACCUUGAUGCCAAGCCUGACACCACCUACUUCUCUGAGGACUGUUUCCACUUCAGUGAGCGGGGACAUGCUGACAUGGCUACAGCCCUGUGGAACAACAUGCUGGAGCCAGUGGGUGAAAAACAGACGUACAACAACUUCACAAAUUCCAGGAAUAACAUCAAGUGCCCCACUGAGGAGCAUCCUUACAUCUUCACAAAGGUGAACAGCAACCCAGCAACAGCAACCACAACCACGGCGCCCACGACACACACCACAGAGGCCACGACACACACCACACUGCUGCCUGUCACCCCAGAUUGCUCAGGUCAUGUGGAAGUAUGGCUCACAGCCGUGCUGGCUGUUGUUGGUCUCGUGGUAGGCCUGUUUGUCUCUUGGCUCUUCAUGUACUGCAGAGGCAAGAGUAAGAGAAAGAACAAGGUGAAGAUGCCUAAACAGGACGGCACAAUGUUUUAAAGUGCCACUUGAUGUAUCUUUGCUGUCGAUUAUUGGAAGGAAAAUAGAAGAACAACACGUACCGCAGAGCAAUCACGCCAUUUAAAGAUGAAAGCACAUUGUCAGUGGUGAUAACACGGCCAUCUUUCAUAAUAAGACAUGACAAGCUAUUUUUCAUGACUAAACAAGUUCAUCAUUGCUGGACAAAUUAACAUUUCAAGAUGCACAAAGGGAAAACAAUAAAUAAAUGAGGUGUCCUGUAUUCAAACCUUGUCCAGGUGAAUGCUCUGAUGAUUAUUGUACUACGCAAUAAAUUAUUGAAUGCUCAUGAUUUCGUAUGUCAUCACUGUUGUAUUAAGCAGUAUUGCAUGUUCCAGGGUUGUAGCUGGCCUAACAACUAACUUAAUGAACCGAUAAAAUCACCAGCCAGUUCGAAUCAAACUGCAGGUUUCCUCUGCAAAAACAUAGGCUGCACAUUAACUUAUUGCUGCUCUGUAUAUUUUAUUUGACUCCAAUUAAUUUUUAUUUAAAUGCAGUGCUUUUGACCUUUUUAGAUACCCCAGCACUAGCCUUAAAACUUGAAUGCUCUUAAUUACUCUGGAUCUUACAACAGUGUAUUUAUGUAAAUAUUGUCAUUUUGCACAAUCAUGCAAACAAGAGUCAAUGUAAUUAGGCAUCAAUUUCCUCUAUCUUGUCUUUUAUUUGUUAUUGUUUUUUUUUUUUCUAUGUGAAAGUGUAAUUAGGAAUAAAUAAUUUGAAUAUCA